Mauremys reevesii (Reeves's turtle) is the source of this 1243-nucleotide messenger RNA. RefSeq names its product sulfiredoxin 1 (gene SRXN1). Gene Ontology annotation, molecular function: sulfiredoxin activity. The transcript has 2 exons. The record is from RefSeq and is a predicted model, not a curated record. Gene Ontology annotation, cellular component: cytoplasm. Gene Ontology annotation, biological process: cellular response to oxidative stress. Lineage: Eukaryota; Metazoa; Chordata; Testudines; Geoemydidae. Bases 337 to 699 code for a protein of 120 amino acids.
UCACUGUGACUCAGCUGCACUCGCCCUCCCGGAAACAGCCUCUGCACCUCGCACACAGUGCGGGGAGGUGACCCAGAACCCGGCCCCAGGCUGCAAGCACAGCGUGAAAGCUUUGUGCAACUGAGAAACCCACCCGGGGCGGUGACCCAGGCCAGGUGGAGCUGGGCUGGGGGACAGAUUCCUCUGCACUCCCAAACGGUGCAAUCCACGCCUGAGCGUAAGGCCUCCCCGGCAGCGCUCCGUGGGGCUCUGGGGCAGGAGUGGCUGCCGCAGGUGUGGGCAGGUGGGCAGUGGCGUGUGCUCCGAGGGGCUCUUGGCAGGGGCUGGGCCAAAGCGAUGGCUAGCACGAGCCCAGCAGAAGAAGACCAGGGGAACAGAAGCAUCCACUCCGACAACAUCCCCACCGUACACAAUGUCCCCAUGAGGGUGCUCAUCAGACCCAUCCCCUCAGCCCUGGAGGAGAGCAAGGUGACGAGUCUCAUGAAAACCAUCCAGGAGAAAGCGGACAAGGUGCCCCCCAUAGACAUCCUCUGGAUCAAAGGCAGCCAAGGGGGGGAUUAUUUCUAUUCCUUUGGGGGGUGUCACCGCUACGCAGCGUACAAGCGGCUGAACAGGGAGACCAUCCCUGCCAAAAUCAUCCCGUCGAACAUCAGCGACCUUCGCACCUACCUGGGCGCCUCCACCCCUGACCUGCGCUAGGAGCCGCUCGCUGGUCAGAACAGACCUUCCGCACCAGACCUGUGGCGGGAGCCCGAUUCCUGGAGCCCAGAGCCACCUACCUUAUCUCAGAGACCCGCUAUCAACCCCAGGAAUGGGAGCUGCCUGCUUGACCCCUCCACACCCAACCUCACCUGCAGGGGGAGCCCUUUGCCGGACUCCAGGGACUCUGCACCUGCCACCUGGGAUGUCCCAGGCUGAAGCAGCCAGGGGCACCUGUCUUGCAACGGGAGCUAAGCCCGGGACGGUUUUCUGCAUUUCUUUGCUGUGUCUCUGUUGCUGCUGGUCUCCCCAGGAGCUGAGAUCUGCCAGGGACCUUGAAGCAGGCUGGGCAGAAAUGCCUCUAUGCAGAGGCCAUGCUCCCGGCUGCAGGUGGGAUGGGGCGGGGUUGCAGCUGCAGGAGUGUCUAUCGCCCAUAAGCAUGAGGGAGCCUUGCUUCCCAGCCUCAAUGGGCGGGCAAGGAGCAAGGCCAGAGCCCAGAUAUUAAGGGAAAGGAGGGGAGGUCAGGCGUGUCCCAGCGCUCAGC